AUGGCAAACUCGGCGGCACCAUCCCAUUCCUCGUCGUCAGGCAGCCUCUAUGAGAAGCACGACGGCACCUCAGACACUCUUGUUCGCUCAACGACCAACACGACGGAGGAUGAGGCAACGGCAACUGCCGAGGCGGCUGGCAUGCACCUCGGUCCCGAUCCGGCCACGCUUGGCGACGACAAGAACAGCGACGGCGGCGCCGACAUGGAGCGAGGCCGCCGCCGGGACAUGUCCGCCGAUGCCAAGCCCGAGGCCGGGCCCCCGCAAGCCGCCGGGCCCGGCGACUUCCCCGACGGCGGGGCCGCGGCGUGGCUCGUGGUCGCCGGCGGCUGGUGCGCCCUCUUCUGCACCUUCGGCCUCAUCAACUGCCUCGGCGUCUUUGAGAAGUACUACGUCGCCGGCCCGCUGCGCGACUACAGCAGCUCGACAGUCAGCUGGAUCAUGUCCGUCCAAGUCUUUAUGAUGAUCUUUUGCGGCACGGUAUUUGGCCGUCUCUUCGACAACUACGGCCCGCGCUGGAUGCUCUGGGGCGGUUCCCUCGCCUACGUCUUCGGCCUCAUGAUGGUGUCGCUGUCGAGCACCUACUACCAAUUCUUCCUGUCGCAGGCCAUCGUCGGCGCCGCCGGCUCCAGCGCCGUCUUCAACUGCUGCAUGUCGUGCCUCGUCACCUGGUUCUCCCGCCGCCGCGCCGCCGCCUUUGGCAUCAUGGUGUCGGGCUCGUCUGUCGGCGGCGUCGUCCUGCCCAUCAUGAUGACCAAGCUCAUCGACAGCAUCGGCUUCCCCUGGAUGAUGCGCACCAUGGCCUUUAUCUUCCUCGUCCUCCUCAUCUUUGCAUGCCUAACCGUCAGGUCGAGGUUGGCCCCUCGCCCGCGGCCCUUCCACCUGAUCGAAUAUGUCGACAGCCUCAAGGACGUCCGCAUGGCCGUCACCACCUUCGCCCAGUUUCUCUUCAUGUGGGGCAUGUUCUUGCCCUUUAACUAUGCCCUGCUCCAGGCCGAAUCCAUCGGCAUGUCCCCGUCUCUUGUUCCGUAUCUGCUGCCCAUCAUGAGUGCCGCGAGCAUCUUUGGCCGCAUCGUCCCCGGAAUUGCCGCCGACAAGCUCGGCCGCUACAAUGUCAUGAUCCUCAUCACCUUCACUUCAGCCCUCUUCUGCCUCGUCAUCUGGGCGCCCAUCAAGAACUCGGCCGGCAUAGUCGUCUUCAUGGUCAUCUUUGGCUUCUCAUCGGGCGGCUUCAUCUCGCUCUCCCCAACCCUCAUCGCCCAGAUCUCCGACAUUCGCCAGAUCGGCACCCGCGUCGGCACUGCCUUUGCCAUCCAGUCGCUCGGCGCCCUGACCGGAAGCCCCAUUGGCGGGAGCAUCGUUGCGGCCCAGAACGGCAACUUUCUCGGUCUGCAGCUCUUCUGCGGCUUCACCAUGCUUGCCGGGUCCAUUGUCUAUGGUGUUGCGAGAUACAUCCAGGCGGGCUUCAGGGCGGAGAGGAUUUAG
Messenger RNA from Hirsutella rhossiliensis, 1485 nucleotides. RefSeq names its product major facilitator superfamily domain-containing protein. The transcript has 3 exons. The record is from RefSeq and is a predicted model, not a curated record. Bases 1 to 1485 code for a protein of 494 amino acids. Gene Ontology annotation, cellular component: fungal-type vacuole membrane. NCBI's taxonomy places the organism in Eukaryota, Fungi, Ascomycota, Sordariomycetes, Hypocreales, Ophiocordycipitaceae. Gene Ontology annotation, molecular function: transmembrane transporter activity. Gene Ontology annotation, biological process: transmembrane transport.